CAAUGGCAACCAGUUUUGAAAGGAAUUUUUAUUGAUUGGGAUUCAGUUUUCAUUGCAUGUUGCAAUCGAUGAUCAGCGCUAGGUAACAUCUUACCUGAGAUAUGCAGGGACAUUUCGGAACAAGACCGUAACGGAUUUUAUCGAUAACAAUCGCUUGAUUGGACUGGAGGUCCUGUAAACAACCUAUACCAAAUUGAUUAUCAUAAGUCAUGGGUCAACUUGUGAUCAAUAUUAGGUGUUUAUGUCAAAAGUGAGACGAUAUGGGAAGGGAUGAAAGCACAAACUGUAUGGAGGCCCACGCCUUUCUGAAUGGCCUGUGCAUGGAAUGUUACGUCACUUUGCUGACCAUUCUGGAUAUCCUCUGUAUCACCACAGAACUUGUCAUCAGACUAGGAAUAAUUAAAGAUCCGCACUCCGAUCCUACAGAAAGCCCUUUGGCGUCCAGCCUAAAUGUGACCAAUGAAACCUACAAUCCGGAUCCAGGCGGAACCUGUCAACAAUGCUCCAUGGAAACCUCUCUGGAUGUUGCGCACUGCGUUGCGCAUUACUCCAGUGUUACUAUUGCAUGUGUAUUCAUGAUUGAGGUAGUGGCACGAGUUGUUGCCGGGUGUCCAGGCUGUUGGAAAGAUUUUCUUAACGUAUUUGACGGUUUUGUUGUACUAUCUGUCUGUACCAUGGAAGUUUUGUUUACCGUAUUUUGGAAUGACGUCAUCUGUUACCAUGUGGCGGUAGAGGCAGCCACUUAUGUGGUGGCCCUUCGCUUUCUCCGAAUUCCAAGAGCUUGUAGUGUUCGAAAGAGAAUAUAUGCAGAGCGAUUAGAAAACGAGAUGCACUAUCUGAGAAAGGCAAAAUCUAAAUCGGAAGAGCACUCAAGGGAGCUGGCCACAAAACUAAAACGCCAGCAGAGAGAAAUACUAGAAUUACAAAACCGGCUAUCAUCGGCAUCGAUGGGUUUUUCAAAUGAAAAUAUAUCAUCUAUAUCAACCAGCGAUUUAAGUACUCCUCAGAUAAGUAAUGGAACCUUACCCAACGGGUUUCAUACCACUACACUUGAUGAGCUAGAUUCUGUGACGUCAUCAAUUACUGCUGCCAAACAAGCUGACCUUACAGAUACCAAAGAAAAUGGCCCAAAGGAAUCGGCCUCAAGAGAGAGUAGUGUGCAAUAUAAUUCCCUUCUCAGUGAAAUUAACUCAAAACGAGAUGAAAUUCACAAAAAGAGUCUCAAAUUAAAACCGGGUCACUCCCGAAACACUUCUCCAAAGAAAGAGGCAAAUGAUCACGAAGUGAUCUACUCCAACGCACAUGAGACUACUUACAUGAACACUUCCGGUAUGUAUGAUGGUAGUGGCGGGACUUAUCAUGAGAAUAAUGCAACUGACAUUGUGUUCCAUUUGGACAAAAUCAUUCGUGACAAUCAGUCGAAUGGCACAGCAUCCGCCAUCAGGGAUUCUGCGCAGUCCGCACAAUCUGUGGAAACGGAUGAUGAUGAAGCACUCCUUAUAAAAAGAAGUUAUGGUGCUAAGUCUGGUUCCCAUGUUCGAGCCUCGUUUGCAGGAAGAGAGAAUAAAGCAUUUAGUCACGGAGAGAAGACUAGGGCUUCAUUUACUGCCCGCGAAAGUAGAGCCAAUUUUCAUCCGGGAUCAGAGGUUAACGAAAUGGUCAAAAUGAGAAAUCUAGAAGUAAUGGCUGAAUAUGAGGGAACAAGGACGUAUCGUAGUGCUGAGGGCAUUCCACUUACAGACCUUUAGAUUUUAUAGAAUUUUGCCUGCUGGAACAGGAAGCUUGGAAGGCAUGUAUUUAUCAUACUUAUUGUAAAAACCAAUCCAAAACCUGUCUCUGAUUAAUUUCCUUUUUUUAUUACAUGUACAUUUGUUCAUCACUUCCUAUUUAGGAAAUAUAUCAGUAGUGCAAUAACGAUGUUUUUUUUUUUUUUUUUUUUUUUUUUUUUUUUAAAUUUGAGAUUAGGUGAAAGUGUUGUCAUACAUAUAUUGUUAAUUUUCAAACUACCGGAUUGUAAUAAGUACAGAAUAAAUUUAUUACUAUUUAUGCAGCAAUUUCAAAAGAACAUGGAGGAAUAAGUCGAGAAAAAGGCCCAUGGCUGGACAAAUAAUUAAUAGGUUUAAAAAAAAUUAUCAAUGACGAAAUUUUCUUGGAUGAUACUAUAUGUAGUUCAAAUCAAUAUAAACACAUGCAUGUAUACGCUCUGUAAAAUCAUACAGUAUGUGCAAUCUCAACAGUGUUGGAAGUAUUAAUAUGUAAACUAGUAUGUACACACCGAAUUUGGCAAAAUUGAUAAUUUUUGCAAACUACAUACAGGGUGUUUCAGAAAACCUGCAACCAUUUUGAUUGGUUACAUUUUACUCGUGUUUCAUCCAAUAGCAUCCACCAACAUGUAAAAUUAAAAAGCACAAUUUCAAAAUCUAUUCCUGUUAAAAUGAAAUUAAUCCGGCAAAUAGAUAAUGAGUUACGAAAUAAUAAAGAAAGCCUUUAAAAAUACAUCUAGUUACAAAAUAUGUUUAAAAUGACGUCAUUUUGCUGGAUGAAUAAAUGUAAUCGAUGCAGGAAAUUUCUCAUAACCAUAACUAGUGCACAAAAUUUGUUUGUUUUGAACCUUGAUUAAUUUUUUUUUUACUAUUUAGAGUUCAUGUGUUGUGAUGGGGUGUAUUUUAUAAACUUUGACCUUUAAAAUUUAAUGUCCCCAGAGGUAAAAUCAAGGGGGAUAAGUCAGGUGAAUGUGAGGAAAUCAAAUGGUUGCAUGUUUUCUGAAACACCCUGUACUAGUAUUUAUCACAAUUUUUCCUUAUGAAUGGUUUCUCAAUUCAUUUUUUAAAAGAAUAUCUUCUAAAUCUGAGUUAUAAUGUAACCAAGAUAUAAAAAGAGGACACGCUAAGCUUGAAAAGUACUCGUUUAUAGCAAUGAAAUUCGUAUUUUCAGUGGUCAAUUGCAAAGUAAUGAUCUGAUUGGGAAAAACUGAUAAGUAAGGUUCUAUUUAAAGUUUGAUCCUAGCAUGAACCGCUAAUGCAUUUCCAUUCCUUUUCCAUAGCGUUAUGUUUCGCCGAAUUGACCUAUAGAAUUAUUAUUUUGUACAACUAUGUACACAUUAAUGAUAAAAGCAUUGCGUUCAAUUACAUGUAAUACUACAUUCAAAUAUUAAAUUCGAUAUUUAUUCGAUUAAGGCAUUUAAUACGCCUUAUUCAUCCAUGUGCUUUACAA
This is a messenger RNA of Saccostrea echinata, 3213 nucleotides long. RefSeq lists its product as uncharacterized. The transcript is spliced from 10 exons. Gene Ontology annotation, cellular component: plasma membrane. Gene Ontology annotation, biological process: proton transmembrane transport. The record is from RefSeq and is a predicted model, not a curated record. Gene Ontology annotation, molecular function: voltage-gated proton channel activity. The coding region runs from base 261 to 1748 and encodes 495 amino acids. NCBI's taxonomy places the organism in Eukaryota, Metazoa, Mollusca, Bivalvia, Ostreida, Ostreidae.